AUGUCUGAAGUACACCUCGACGACUUUUCCUCGCUCUUCUCCCUCAAUGGCAAAGUUGCCGUCGUCACCGGCGGUUCAAGGGGUCUAGGUCUCCAUGCCGCGUCGGGUCUCCUUCAAGCCGGCUGCUCCAAGGUCUACAUCACAUCCCGAAAAGCCAGCGCCUGCGAAGAAGCCGUCGCCGCGCUCAACGCGCUCCCGAACAAGCGCCCCGGCGCACAAGCCAUCUCCGUCCCCGCCGAUAGUUCGCGCAUGGACGAAUUGGACAGACUCGUCGCUGAGGUGAACAAGACGACGGACCAUGUGGAUAUUUUAUUUGCGAAUGCGGGCGCGACAUGGGGCGAGAAAUUCGAGACGCACCCCGAGCACGCGUUCUCGAAGGUUAUGGACUUGAACGUUAAGAGUGUGUUUUAUUCGGUGCAGAAAUUCGCCCCCCUCCUUUCCAAAUCCGCAACCCGCGAGUCCCCCUCACGAGUAAUCAUCACUGGCUCCGUCGCAGGCAUCGGCGUCGGCUCUCUCGGCGAAAACGCCACCUUCAGUUACUCCGCCUCCAAAGCCGCCGUGCUCCAUCUAACCAGGAAUCUCGCUCUCGAGCUCGGUCCUCGGCAUAUCCUGUGUAACGCGCUUGCGCCAGGUUUCUUCCCGUCGAAGAUGGCGUCUGGGUUGAUUGAGAAGCAGGGUGGGAUGAAGGUGUUGGAGGAGGAGAGUCCGAAUAAGAGGUUGGGCAGGCCGGAGGAUAUUGCGGGGGCGGUUGUUUAUUUGGGGAGUCGGGCGGGUAGUCAUUUGAACGGGGCGACGCUUGUGCUUGAUGGAGGUAGUGUGUUGAAAAGUAAGCUGUGA
Molecule: messenger RNA, 837 nt
Organism: Aspergillus chevalieri
Lineage: Eukaryota; Fungi; Ascomycota; Eurotiomycetes; Eurotiales; Aspergillaceae
Product: oxidoreductase, short-chain dehydrogenase/reductase family
Exons: 3
Coding region: 1-837 (278 amino acids)
Molecular function (GO): oxidoreductase activity
Source: RefSeq, a predicted model, not a curated record